CAGGAAGUUGUGAACAGAGUUUAAAAGCUGCUGCAGGACUGCAGACAUUCACAGAAAGCUGGACCAGCAAUGGCUCUGCUGAAGGUUCUGCUGCUGCUGGGGCUGGGUGUUUCAGUGAACUCCGAUGUUUCUUUGCAGAAGAGAAUCAUUGGAGGUCAUGGCUGUGACGACACGGAGCGCCUUUAUCAUGUUCGGCUGGAGAUCACAAUCUUUAAGGGAACGGCCAUCUGUGGAGGAUCUCUGAUCCAUCCUCAGUGGAUCCUGACUGCAGCUGACUGCUGGAAGUCAAACACAGGGACUAACAUAGCAGUUGUAAAAGUUCAUCCACGGACUGGUACACCGCAGGGUCACAGAGUCACAAACAAUCCUGUGCUCUAUACUGACAAUGGCCAGAAGCAUGACAUCAUGUUGCUGAAGCUUCCGAAACCAGUAACAGAUGUCCCUCUUGCUCCGCUACCUGACUGCAGUAAUCGUCCUAAAGUAGGUGAUAUUGUUCAGCUGGCGGGAGAGGGAGCAAUGACAACUGGCACCAAAAAUCGGCAAUUGCGCGCUGUUCUUGUUGCAAAACAUCUUCAGUGUGUUGACAUGAAAGUUGUUGAGGUUUCCCAAUUUCGGCCAAGUGAUGGCCAUACAUUCUCUGCUGCAGAACCGAACACGGACGCAUGUUAUGGCGACGCUGGUGGAGCAGUGGUGUUAAACGGCACAAUUUAUGGUGUGAUUUCUGUUGGUGGAUCACACUUUCCAUGCAAGAAGCCAGUUUCAAUCAUGGAUGUGUGUGAAUACAUUGGAUGGAUAAAAACAACAACUGGGGCUAAAUAAAACAUGAACCAUCAUGAAAUAUACUUCUCAUCAAAUUUCCUCUCAGAUAUAAUUUCAUUAUUGUUUCUUGAUCAAUUUGAUCCACAUGUUUAUAGAAUUAGAAUAAAUCAAUAGUUUUGCUUUUUCAAACCUGACCUUGAUCUCCCUAAUGGAUCUUUGUCUGUCUCAGAAAUGAACAAUAAAUCAAUAAAUGCAUGAAAAAGAAACA
Molecule: messenger RNA, 1027 nt
Organism: Poecilia reticulata (guppy)
Lineage: Eukaryota; Metazoa; Chordata; Actinopteri; Cyprinodontiformes; Poeciliidae
Product: trypsin-like
Biological process (GO): proteolysis
Cellular component (GO): secretory granule
Molecular function (GO): serine-type endopeptidase activity
Source: RefSeq, a predicted model, not a curated record